GCGUUGUGCAAGUCGUUACGCGCUUACGUCAUACGCGUGCGACACCCACGUCCACCCUCUGACAUUUUCAAUGACAGUUUGCAUAAUUUUUUCUACGUGCCUUUGAUAACACAGGUACCUGAACCAAAAAGUGGCUACUAUGCAAAGAGCCGCACACACAGCUUUGUAUGGCUGGUCUAAUACUGUCGGUCCAGCGAUGAUUCGUCAGUGUUUAAAACACAGAGUGCCCGCACAGCUGAGCUCACGUGCUUACAGUGUGGUCCCGCCCCCACGCGACAGUGAGGAGAAGGAGAUGUUGGACCGCAUACUGCGCGUGGACCAUGCAGGUGAAUACGGGGCCAACUGCAUCUACGCCGGCCAGAUGGCAGUGUUGGGCCGAUCAAGAACUGGACCUCUGAUCCAGGAAAUGUGGGACCAAGAAAAGAAACACCUUGAGAAGUUCAAUGAAAUCCUGGCUGAGAACAGAGUUCGUCCCACAGCACUAUUACCCCUCUGGAACAUCGCUGGGUUUGUAUUAGGUGCGUCCUCAGCGCUGCUGGGCAAAGAGGGGGCCAUGGCCUGCACUGUGGCGGUGGAGGAGAGUAUUUCAGAGCACUACAACAGCCAGAUAAGAACUCUGAUGGAGAAGGACCCCGACAGAUACAUUGAACUGUUACAUGUCAUAAAGGAAUUCAGAGACGAUGAGAUGGAGCAUCACGACACGGGACUGGAGCACGAUGCUGAAAGUGUACCUGGAUACUGGCUGCUAAAAAAUGCAAUACAGCUAGGCUGCAAAGCUGCAAUAUAUGUCUCUGAACGUGUCUGACUUGUGUGUAAAAUCAUGAAAAAUGUUGACUAAUGUUUGUUUUGAUAUGUCUCAGUUUGUGUAAAUACAUUUAUUUGACUUUUCACGUCAGUAAAAAUUCUGCUCCAUUGUCAUUUGAAGCACCUGGUCAUGCAUCACUUUGUUUUACUACUUCGAGAUUAAAAGUAUUGUUUACAGACA
Molecule: messenger RNA, 985 nt
Organism: Acanthopagrus latus (yellowfin seabream)
Lineage: Eukaryota; Metazoa; Chordata; Actinopteri; Spariformes; Sparidae
Gene: coq7
Product: coenzyme Q7 homolog, ubiquinone (yeast)
Exons: 6
Coding region: 140-805 (221 amino acids)
Biological process (GO): ubiquinone biosynthetic process; regulation of reactive oxygen species metabolic process; determination of adult lifespan
Cellular component (GO): nucleus; mitochondrial inner membrane
Molecular function (GO): 3-demethoxyubiquinol 3-hydroxylase activity
Source: RefSeq, a predicted model, not a curated record